Molecule: messenger RNA, 1548 nt
Organism: Drosophila teissieri
Lineage: Eukaryota; Metazoa; Arthropoda; Insecta; Diptera; Drosophilidae
Product: protein phosphatase PTC7 homolog
Exons: 1
Coding region: 123-1244 (373 amino acids)
Source: RefSeq, a predicted model, not a curated record
AUGUUUAAAAAACGUAAAAAUGUUAUUUGUUGUUUGGCAUUCGUUUAACUAGCACACAAUCGCCUUGAUUUCGGCUCACACACACACAGUGUUUUGUUCACAAGGAAGGAUAAGCGCCGACGAUGGAUGUGGAAAUAAGUGUGGAUAUCGGCGGAACUCGUCGCACGAUUCAGCAGGCAUUCAUCAGUUGCUGCGAACAACUGCUGGAGAUAGCGCUGCUUCUGACCCACGAAGGUGGCCAGUUCUUGCGCCGCUUGUGGCGCGGAUCGGGCCAGGAGCUUGCCCAGAAAUGCCAGGAGGAUAUCGGCGAUGGUAGAGCGCAGCAUCAGUGCCAGAAUCCCCGUAAAAGGGCACGAACCAAGGCAACCGGAGGCGGUGGCAACUUGGUGGGCGAGGGCGACUACUUGCGGCAGGAGCAUAAAAUCGAAACUCAGUUGCCGCGUCUGGUGGGCGUGGCUUGCGGCUUUGCCAAGGAUCAGAUAAUGCAUUCGCAGUACAAUCGCGGCAAGUUUGGCGAGGAUGCCUGGUUCAUGUCCUCCAAUCCGCAGGCCUACAUAAUGGGCGUGGCCGACGGCGUGGGCGGUUGGCGUAACUACGGCGUUGAUCCCGGCGAAUUCAGCAUGUUCCUAAUGCGAUCCUGCGAACGCAUGUCGCAUGGCGCGGAUUUUGCGCCCAAAAGACCGGAAGUGCUGCUGAAACGCGCCUACUGCGAUCUCCUCGAGCAAAAGUGCCCCAUUGUGGGCAGCUGCACGGCGUGUAUUCUCACACUGAAUAGGGCCAACAGCACGCUAUAUACGGCCAAUAUCGGGGACAGUGGCUUCUUGGUGGUGCGCUGCGGUCAGGUGGUGUGCCGUUCCAAGGAGCAGCAGCACCACUUCAACACGCCCUAUCAGUUGGCAUCGCCGCCGCCGGGACAGGACAUCAAGGCGCUAUCGGAUGGACCCGAAGCGGCGGACACCAUACAGUUUCCCGUGCAACUGGGCGACGUCAUACUGCUGGCCACCGAUGGCGUCUACGACAAUGUGCCCGAGAGCUUCCUCCUGGAGGUCCUUGCGGAAGUGUCGGGCAUCGCCAAUCCCGUGCGCCUGCAAAUGGCCGCCAAUGCGGUGGCCCUGAUGGCCCGCACUCUGAGCCUCAAUCCGAAGCACGAUUCGCCGUUCAGUCAGAAUGCCCGGAAACUCAACAUCGAUGCGUCGGGUGGAAAACCGGAUGACAUUACGGUCCUACUGGCCACUGUCGUCUAGCAUUGCCACCCGGAGAAUCGAAAGGGGGACACGAAGGUGCAGGAAGAUCAGCGGCAGAUCAUCGAGGCUUUAUACGUAUACCCCUUGAAUUAAGAACGGCCACUUUCUGGCAGAUUUUACUGACAGUGUAGAGUUGUUGGUAGCAGCUGUUCGGAAAAGUUGGCCCCAAAAACCUUCUAUAACUUGAAACUACUUUUUAUUUAACUCGGCGAGCAUCUUUUUCUUUUUAAGCCUUCCUGCUAAUUAUCCCCUCAAAUUGUUUAGGUGUAAUAAAAUUUUUGUUUUACCAAAGACUGCAUAUAAA